GGGCGCAGGUAACCAUGGCAACCCGGGCGCGGCGGGCCCGAGGGUCGCGGCCCUCGGAGGAGGACCCAGGGGUCCGCGCGCGAGGCGGUGGAGGAGCUGGCGCGGCUGUUCCCCCGGGGGCUGUUCGAGGACGCGCUGCCGCCCAUCGCGCUGAGGAGCCAGGUGUACAGCCUGGUGCCGGACCGGACGGUGGCCGACCUGCAGCUGGUGAGGAGCGCUCGGGAGACCAUCGGCGGCCCCCGCCCCGUCCCGCCCGGUCAUUCCGACCCUCGCCAGCCCCUCAGGCAGACGUCAGCUCACACAGCCUCUCCGUGCUGUUUCGGGGUCACUAGCGAAGGCCUAAGUGGGAGAGCUGAGUCUCGUGUCAACUCCCCGAUUUCCCAGGCGAUGGACUUGGGAAAUGGGUUAGUGGAUCGAGGAGGGGAGCGCUGAGCGGCCGGCUGAGCUGGAGGCAGUAGAUCCGUGUACUCGACCGUUGGCUAUGGUGGCUGCAGAUCCUUCUGGGCCUCUGAACACCAGGCAAAGUCAUGAGGCGGAGUGAGACCCCUAGGGAGGCUAGACAGGUGCUGUAUCCCGGUAACCAAGUUCAGAAGGUGAUGAAAGCCAGGCUGCUCCUCGUCAGACAGAAACAGGAGAAGGAGCUUCAAGAGCGGGGAGAGAUCAAGAUCAUCCAGCUAGGCUUUGACUUGGAUGCUCAUGGAAUUGUCUUCACUGAAGACUACAGGACCAGAGUCCUGAAGGCCUGUGAUGGCCGACCGUGUGCUGCAGCAGUGCAGAAGUUCCUGGCCUCGGUACUCCCAGCCUGUGGGGACCUUAGUUUACAACAGGACCAGAUGACGCAGACUUAUGGCUUCAGGGACUCAGAAAUCACGCACCUGGUGAACGCUGGAGUCCUCACUGUCCGAGAUGCUGGGAGCUGGUGGCUGGCUGUGCCUGGAGCUGGGAGAUUCAUCAAGUGCUUUGUGAAAGGGCGCCAGGCUGUACUCAGCAUGGUGCGGAAGGCCAAAUACCGGGAACUUCUCCUGUCGGAGCUGCUGGGCCGCAGGCCCCCUUCGGCAGUGCGGCUCGGCCUUGCAUACCAUGUGCAUGACGUUAUUGGGGCCCAGCUAGUGGACUGUGUCCCCACCAGUUCUGGAACCCUCCUUCGCCUUCCGGAUACGUGAGGAGUCAAUUCUUGUUCUCUGUAACUCACUGAGUGACAUUCCUGGAUACGUGAGGAGUCAAUUCUUGUUCUCUGUAACUCACUGAGUGACAUUCCUGGCAGCGCUGCCCCGGGUGGCUGGUGGGUGCCAGGCUCCGCUGCAGCAGUGGUCGCAACUGACUGCGCCUGUGCACUGCAUCUCUGUUUCUAUGGUGUGGAGCCAGAGCCCUACCAAGGGGACAGGAAGGUGGAGGGAGCAGAAAACUGCCCUCCGGGUCAGCUGGAAAUGCCAAAUAAAAUACUUGUGCCUGUCUCCUUGCUGUCGGUUGUUUACUGUGGUGUGCACAGGUGUCUGUGGAUAGGGUGAAGCCACGAUUAGGGCUGAGAAUUUUGUCUAAGUUCAGAGAGAGAACAAGGAUUACUCAGGCCAUUUUCCCUGUGUGACUAGGUGUAUGCUAUUUUCUGAACGGAAGCU
Microtus ochrogaster (prairie vole) is the source of this 1616-nucleotide messenger RNA. RefSeq names its product serine/threonine kinase 19 (gene Whr1). The transcript is spliced from 7 exons. Bases 528 to 1163 code for a protein of 211 amino acids. Lineage: Eukaryota; Metazoa; Chordata; Mammalia; Rodentia; Cricetidae. Gene Ontology annotation, biological process: positive regulation of Ras protein signal transduction. The record is from RefSeq and is a predicted model, not a curated record.